CGCGCAGUUGUCCAGGUCCCGCCCCGCGCCUGCGCACUGGCACCCGCCUUCCCGGAAGCGUCGCAGCAGUGCCACGUCUUCCCGCGCGCUCUCCUGGUGCGGCCCUGCAGACCCAGCUGAGCAUCAUGGGCCGCGCCCCUCGCCCCGCCGCCGCUCUGCUCCUGCUCCUGCUGCUGCGUGCCGAGCGGCUGCAGGGCGCCGAGCUCACCUUCGAGCUGCCGGACAGCGCGCGGCAGUGCUUCCACGAGGAGGUGCAGCAGGGCGUGCGGCUGUCGCUCGACUAUCAGGUUAUCACCGGAGGCCACUAUGAUGUCGACUGCUAUGUGGAGGAUCCCCUGGGCAACGUCAUCUACAGGGAAACCAAGAAGCAGUAUGACAGUUUUACCUACCGCACUGAGAUCGGGGGCGUUUACCAGUUUUGCUUCAGCAAUGAGUUCUCCACCUUCUCGCACAAGACCGUCUACUUUGACUUCCAGGUGGGCGAUGAGCCCCCUAUUCUCCCAGACAUGGGGAACAAGGUCACAGCUCUCACCCAGAUGGAGUCUGCCUGUGUGACCAUUCACGAGGCCCUGAAGACAGUCAUCGACUCCCAGACUCACUACCGGCUCCGGGAGGCGCAGGACCGAGCCCGAGCUGAAGACCUCAACAGCCGAGUGUCUUACUGGUCCAUCGGUGAGACGAUCGCCCUGUUCGUGGUGAGCUUCAGCCAGGUGCUGCUGCUGAAAAGCUUCUUCACAGAGAAGAGGCCUGCUCACCGUGCGGUCCACUCCUAGCCGAGACCUCGGGCUGGAGCAGCUUCUAGGUGCCAGGCUUCUGCACACCACAUCCUCGCACCCCACCGAGAGCCCAAAGAAAUCAGUGGUCUCCUGGCGUCGCGUGCAUUCUCUGUGCAGUGCUGACUGGAAGGACCUUUUACAGUCAGGCAGGGGUCACGCCUUGGGAGGGCAGUGGGUGCACCUCGGGGCCCCUCCUGGGGCCUCCAGCACCACUUAGGGGUUGGCUUCUGCUCCAUGGUGCCUUGGUUCUCUGGAGAGCUGUGGAGCUCUCCCCUUUGGCCUUUCCUCUUGUGAGACUGCACUGAGGAAGCCGGGCCCUGAAGCAGCCACACACAUCCACCUAUCCUGGGCACAGCCAUGUCAGCCAUACAGGCAGGACCCAGGUGAGGAGUAAGCCUUGGCCGGCCCUGCAUCUCUCAGGUGGGGCUGGGCCAAUAAAAGACACCUGUGAGCACCUACAUGGGUGUGGCUUCUUCCUGUUCCCAGAAGAGCUUGGAGCCCUAAGGGGAGCACAGGAUGUGCAGACACAGGGCCAGUAGGUGCGGACCGGGCCGGUUCAGUCACUCCUCCCAGACAGGAAUGGGGACCGGAACAGGAAGGCUCUGCUCUGUCAGUCACCAGCCCUGCCGUGGGAAUACCCCUGCCCUGUGCCUCACCGCCCACUGGGCCUUGCCACUGACCAGACAGAGCCCUCCCUUGGGUUUCCAUGCAGGACCACCUCCCUGCGCCAAGAGGGAGGAACGAACUCUCUUUGUCCGAGGUCUGGAAGGACAGUGUGCCGCCUUCUACAUGACACCUGCUGAGAGGCCUGACACCGGAGCUGUCUGGCAGGUGCUUGGUAGUGCACUGGGGGAAAGAGGUCCGAGCAGGCUUUAGUCCCCUGCGCUAUGGAAAAAAAAAAAAUUAAUUAAAAAGUAAGAGCAAAAUAAACUAUCCCAAGACAUCCAUAA
This is a messenger RNA of Cavia porcellus (domestic guinea pig), 1726 nucleotides long. RefSeq names its product transmembrane p24 trafficking protein 3 (gene Tmed3). The record is from RefSeq and is a predicted model, not a curated record. The transcript is spliced from 3 exons. Gene Ontology annotation, cellular component: Golgi apparatus; endoplasmic reticulum-Golgi intermediate compartment; endoplasmic reticulum. Gene Ontology annotation, biological process: intracellular protein transport; endoplasmic reticulum to Golgi vesicle-mediated transport; Golgi organization. Lineage: Eukaryota; Metazoa; Chordata; Mammalia; Rodentia; Caviidae. The coding region runs from base 126 to 773 and encodes 215 amino acids.